Xyrauchen texanus (razorback sucker) is the source of this 2734-nucleotide messenger RNA. Its product is annotated as sialoadhesin-like. The record is from RefSeq and is a predicted model, not a curated record. The transcript is spliced from 13 exons. NCBI's taxonomy places the organism in Eukaryota, Metazoa, Chordata, Actinopteri, Cypriniformes, Catostomidae. Gene Ontology annotation, biological process: cell surface receptor signaling pathway. Gene Ontology annotation, molecular function: transmembrane signaling receptor activity. The coding region runs from base 98 to 1801 and encodes 567 amino acids.
UUUAUUUCUGUCUCUGAAGUGUGAAAUGAUGUUUGAACACAGGAAGGGUUUGGUUUAGACAGACAGCACAGUUUAAACUGUUCAUUAAAGUGACAGUAUGGAGUCCAGUGUGCUGCCUCUUAUACUCUUGCUGAUGUCUAACAGCUAUUCUACACAAAGUCCAGAUAAAUCUGUUCUGACUGUAAAUCCUGAAACAUCACCGAUAUUCAGAGGAGAGACUGUCACUCUCACAUGUGACGUACAGGGGACACGAGUGACAGACUGGACAUACAGAUUUCAGUGUGAUGAUGUUUAUCAAGAUUCUAAUAAGAAGGUGUUCAAGUUUACUGCAAUGUACAGCGGAUACAAUAAAUGCAAGUGUGUCGCUAGCAGCACAUCUACACAAAUCUGGAGUUCCUGGAGUGAUGAAGUGUCAUUUCCUGUCAUCGAGAGACCAAAACCUGAAGUGCGUGUAAAUCCAGAUCAUCAUGUGUUCAGAGGAGAGACAGUCACUCUCACAUGUGACAUACAGACACAAACACACACUGAGUGGAGAUACAGCUGGAUUAAAGACGGGACCAUCAACAUCCUCAAUCAAUGCACAAAACAAGAGUGUGAAAUAAGCAGUGUUGAAUUCUCCCAUCGAGGUAAAUACAGCUGUAGAGGAGAGACAAGAGGAUCACGCUACACACACACCAGUGAUGAACUUACACUCACAGUAUCAGAUUUGCCCACAGCUAAACUCACUGUACAUCCAGAAACAUCUGUUUUCACUGGAGAGACAGUGAUCAUGAAGUGUGACAUUGAGUCUGAUUACAGUAACUGGAGAUAUGAGUGGUAUAAAGACAGAACUGUCGUGUCUGAGUCUGAGCGUUACACUGUAAACACAAACACUCUCACUAUCAGAGGAGCUACUGAGUCUGAUCAACAUCAGUUCUGCUGUCGAGGAAAGAGAGAUGGAAGACCAGCAACAUCACAGAACACAAGUGUUACUCUUUCUGUUAAAGACUCAAAGCUCAAUCCUGAACUCACAUCAGAUACUGCAGGAGCUGCACUGACAGGAAACACGGUGACUCUGAUCUGUCACAUGACUCAGACCGCUGGAUGGGACUUUUACUGGUACAAACACACACAGAACUCUGAGAAAAACAAGACAGAAACAAACUCCUACAGAGUCCAUAUUGAUUCAGUGUCUGAUGGAGGUCAGUACUGGUGCAGAGCUGGAAGAGGAGAACCAGUUUACUACACAAACUACAGUGAUGCAUUGUGGGUCAGCGUCGCAGGUGAGAUAAAACAUACUGUAUUUUCAAUGAGUUAUACUGAGAAGUUCUUCUUCUCAUCCGGUGAUUUGGGUGGUUAUGGUCUGAGUGUCGCCGUGUUACUCCUCAUCUCACUGAUCCUGCUGUGGAGAUACAAACACAACAAAGAUCAGCAGUGUAUCAACCAACAGACAUCAGUUCAGAAUCAGAGGACACGACCUGGAGAAUCCCCGACAGAAAACUGUCCUCUACAGUCUGGUUGUGAUCACAUUUAUGAUGAUGUGGAUACAAACUAUAAGAAGAGCACAGGGGCAUCAGCAGAUGAGGUCACAUAUUCAGAGCUCACUAUUAAAAACAAGAUAUCUGUGGAUAAAGAUGCUGGAAAAAGAGAUGUUUUAAUUGAGAUGAAAACUGAGGACAAUCAAAGAGGGAAAAGCAGUGAGUGUGAAGACACAGUUUACUCUGAUCUGAAGCAGAACACAGACAGAGGUGGCAGUGCUGGAGUCGAUGCAACUUAUGCUCAAGAUUUUAAUCACCGAAAGAAAGAAAAACGCAAGAAUUGAUCAAGUUUAUUUUAAAAUACACACAUUUACAUGUAGAAGAAACGCUGAAAUCAAUCAAUGAUCAGAUCAUUAAUUAAAAAAGACACGUGACAAGACAAAACUGGAUUUCCAUGAGAUUUUGAGAUGUUUUUUAUCCAGUCUUGACGUCAACAUGUAAUGAGAGAAUGCCGUUAAAUGCCUUCACAUGCAAAAGUUCUGAUCAUGUUUCUUGUAUUUUGUGUCGGGAAGUUUGUACACAAACCUUCUGCUUUUAUAAUGCGCUUAUUUUAAAUGUGUGUUUAAUAGUGCAACAUUUAUUGUAGUUGGGACACUUUCUUGUUUAAGUUCAGAAUUUGCUCUUUCAUGUAAAUUGUAAACUAACUCUUACAUUAUAAACCUGCGUAUGUGUGUUUCUAUAAUGUCAGUGUAACUAUAUUCACCUUUAAAUUAAUUAAUUACAUUUUCUGUCUGUUCUGCAGCGCCUCAAAGUUACAAGAAUCACUUUAACUUUAAUAUCAGUAAUAUUUUCAUCAGUUAAACACAGUCUUCAUGUCUGUACUGAAGAUGUGCCCGUAUUUAUGAGGAUUUUGCCAAGAGAAUAAGACUUUUAUUUAAGGUUUAUUUUUGGAUCAGUUGAUUGUUUUUGUUUGAAGUUUCUCAGAUUUUCUGUGAUUUUGAUGUUAAAUAAAAACAAACCUGAUGUUAUUCUCAUGAGCAUUUAUCACACUUAAAAUAGUGGGACCAUUUUUAACCCUGGGUUAAUAUAAUCUGGGGUUAUGUUGUUUUCUAUUGUUAUUGCCUUUAUUGUCCAGAAGAUGGUGUCAAUGUAUCAGCUUUGAGUUUCUGAACCGCUUUAAACUGUUUAUGAAAAGUUUAAUAUUCAGAACUGUGUAAAAGUUUCAGACAUUUCUGGAAAAAUGCUGUAAAGUGUGACAUUUUCAAACAAAAUGUAAU